AUGGCGGGCGAAGGUUCUGCAAGUGCGAAUCCGAAUUGCGAGGUCGUUCGCGGACAAACGUUCGAGGUCGGCCCGCGGUACACGAAUUUGUCGUACAUGGGUGAGGGUGCCUAUGGGAUGGUCGUAUCUGCUUAUGAUAAUGUAACGAAAACAAAGGUAGCUAUUAAAAAAAUUUCACCUUUUGAACAUCAAACGUAUAGUCAGAGAACUUUAAGGGAAAUAAAAAUUCUGACCAGGUUUAAACAUGAAAAUAUAAUAGACAUAAGGGAUAUAUUAAGGGCACCUACUAUAGAUCAAAUGAAAGAUGUAUAUAUUGUUCAAUGUCUGAUGGAAACUGAUCUCUACAAACUUCUUAAAACACAGGCUAUUAGUAACGAUCAUAUAUGCUAUUUUCUUUACCAAAUACUACGAGGGUUAAAGUACAUUCACUCUGCGAAUGUGUUGCACAGAGACUUGAAACCGAGCAACCUCCUCUUGAAUACCACAUGUGACCUUAAAAUCUGUGAUUUUGGUUUAGCCAGAGUCGCCGAUCCAGAGCAUAAUCAUGCUGGCUUCCUUACUGAAUAUGUAGCAACAAGAUGGUACAGAGCUCCAGAAAUAAUGCUUAACUCCAAGGGAUAUACUAAGUCUAUAGAUAUUUGGUCAGUCGGUUGCAUACUUGCGGAAAUGCUUUCGAGACGAGCAAUAUUUCCAGGCAAACAUUACUUAGACCAACUGAACCAUAUAUUGGGAAUUCUUGGAUCACCGUCUACUGAGGAUCUUGACUGUAUUGUUAAUGAAAAAGCACGAAAUUACCUUCAGUCAUUACCUUAUAAGCCAAAGGUUCCAUGGACGAGUCUCUUUCCGAAUGCUGAUUCACGGGCUUUGGAUCUUUUAGACAAAAUGUUGACAUUUAAUCCCAACAAGCGAAUCGUCGUGGAAGAUGCGCUCGCACAUCCUUAUUUAGAACAAUAUUAUGAUCCCUCUGAUGAACCUGUCGCGGAAGAGCCAUUUAAAUUUGACAUGGAGUUAGAUGAUUUGCCGAAAGAAGUUUUGAAACAAUACAUCUUCGAAGAGACCCUCCUAUUUCAGAAGAAUCAUCAGGAGAACACUAUGUAGUCUAUUGCUGCAGCAAGUGUGGCAGAACGACCAAAAAGGGGGCGAAGAUGUGGCGUCAUAAUAACAGAAGUGUACUUCAUUUACAGUUGUUCACUCGAUCGAAUGUGUGAAGGAAAGGAGAAGCUCCUCGAACGCGAGACACUGAUCGAGAAGACAAGGGUCGAUCCAGCGGUUAACGGGCGAUAAUGGGAGCGGUGAACGAGGUAAAAAAAAACAAACAAAACAGUAACAGAACAAAAAAAAUACGAAAAAUCGCAGUGUCCGUGCAAACACACUUGUACAUUCGCAUGUCUCUACCGGAAGGAAACAAAAUACAGUGUUUUUUUUUUGUUACAUGGAAUGCAUAAUAUUAAUUUGUACAAUAUAACUUUUAUUUAUCCCGAAUUUAUAUAGGUAAACGCUAGUUGACGAUUAUAUAUUGUUAAUCACCGUCAUACAUUGUCUGUGAUUUAAUUGCCGAGUGAGAAUGGAUGCGGUGGUCGGUGUUCAUGUGUAGACUCUGAGCCACGUAGAACUGCGACCGAUGAGAAAACCAUAUGAGCGAGAGAGGGGAGAGAGAGAGAGAAAGAGAGUGCGAGAGUAAGAAUAUAUGCAUGAAAAGAGGAAACUCGAAGAAGCGUGUGUUUGUCCAUAAUACCAAGAAUAAUACAAUGCCUCUCAAUGCCUUGUAUUGUCAUUAGGACUGG
Molecule: messenger RNA, 1784 nt
Organism: Dufourea novaeangliae
Lineage: Eukaryota; Metazoa; Arthropoda; Insecta; Hymenoptera; Halictidae
Gene: rl
Product: mitogen-activated protein kinase 1
Exons: 8
Coding region: 1-1098 (365 amino acids)
Biological process (GO): intracellular signal transduction; protein phosphorylation
Cellular component (GO): nucleus; cytoplasm
Molecular function (GO): ATP binding; MAP kinase activity
Source: RefSeq, a predicted model, not a curated record